This is a messenger RNA of Medioppia subpectinata, 2498 nucleotides long. Lineage: Eukaryota; Metazoa; Arthropoda; Arachnida; Sarcoptiformes; Oppiidae. The record is from the annotation of a GenBank genome assembly.
AGUUGUGAUGCAAUCGGUGUGAAAGCGAUCGCCAUAUUUGACGUGUGAAUCAGUGUUUGCUUUUUGUAUUGACUUUCAAUUGCAUUACUAUUAGUAUUAACACAAUUCAAAACACCCAACGCUUGUAAUCACACAAUCAUUUGCCAACACUUUAAACACCUAUUUAUUUAAAUUGUAUUUAUUAUCAAUUGUCGGCCAAAACCACACAACCAAACGGUGCAUACAAUGGGAGAAAUGAGUCAAUCUGUGGUCGCUUUCGAGGAUCUUCUGAACGAAACGUUUGUCAAUUACGCGAGUCUUUCGGCCAAAAUCGGUGGCGCCGUUAAGACUCACGCGGAUAUGGUGUCCAAAGCGGUGGCCAUUCAGCGCCAGUUCCUGGUGUUGGCGGCGAAGUCCCGCAAACCGGCCGACGCGGCACUCAUCGCACUCUUGAAGCCGACGUCCGAACAGAUCCAACAAAUACAAGACUUCCGCGAAAAAAACAGAACUCACGAACAUUUCAUCCAUUUGUCGGCCAUCUCUGAGUCGAUACCGGCGUUGGGUUGGGUGACAGUGAGUCCCACUCCCGGGCCGUACGUGAAGGAGAUGGUGGACGCGUCCCAGUUCUACACCAAUAAAGUAUUAGUCGGCUAUAAAGAUAAGGACAAGACUCACGUCGAUUGGGCCAAAGCGUGGCUCUCGUUUCUCACCGGUCUUCAGGCGUAUAUCAAACAAUACCACACGACUGGCCUCUCGUGGAACCCCAGAGGUGGUGACGCCGGCACCGGUCAGUCAAAUGGCGCGUCGGCCGCACCCGCGGGCGGUCCACUGCCACCUCCGCCCCCACCGCCGGCCGGUUUCUUCGACGAGCCGGGAAAGGGUGACGACAGGAGCGCACUCUUCGCCGCACUUAAUAAAGGCGAAGACGUGACGAGAGGUCUGAAGAAGAUUUCGGCCGAUCAGCAAACGCACAAAAACCCAUCGCUCCGGGCGUCGGGUGUAGUGCCCGAUAAGCCAGUGGUGGCCGCAAAACCGGCGAACUUAGGCCCGCAAAAGCCUGCGGCAAGACUUCCACCGAAGAUGGCAUUGGAGGGCAAGAAAUGGAUGAUUGAGAACCAAAUCGGACAAAAAAAUCUGGUGAUAGAGAACUGCGAAAUGAAUCAAUCGAUUAAUGUCUACAAAUGCGAAGACUGUGUCCUCACUGUUAAGGGAAAAGUCAACUCAAUAACAGUCGAUCUCUCGAAGAAGUUCUCGAUUGUCUUCCAGAACAUUGUGUCUGUCGUUGAGUUUAUAAACAGUCAGAAAAUUCAGGCACAGGCUAUGGGAGUGGUGCCCACCAUAACCGUCGAUAAGGUGGACAACUUUGAGCUUUAUUUGGCUAAAGAGUCGCUUCAAUGCGAGAUCAUUAGCUCCAAGAGCUCAGGCAUUAAUAUAUCGGUUCCCGACAGCAAGACUGGCGAUUAUGUGGAGCACCCGAUCCCCGAACAGUUGAAGACCGUAUGGACGGGAAAGGGCUUCAAAACCGACGCUCUGGAGAGCGCUUAAACCAAAGCAUGUAUUGUCUAAACAAAACAUUUUUACGUAACUCACAAAUCAUGAUAUAUUUGUAGAGUUUUUAUGCAUAAAAUUUAAACGCUUUUUAAUACUAAUAAUCAGCGGAUUAUUCGCUAAUGAAUUAAAAGUUUUUUAUUUUCUAUAACUUAUUUAUAAAGACUUAAAAUUAAUGCUCAAAAAACAAAAAACAUUUUAUUUAUUGACACAAGAAAUAGGAUUUUAUUUUUAUCUUUACCAAUAUUUUUAACGCUUAUGAUUGUAAUGAAUGUACAGAACAGUUGUGAUGAAGUAAUAAAUUAAAAUUAGAUUUUACUAAUCAAUCAAUCAAUUUGUUUAUUAAUGUAUUUGAUUUGUAUUCAACAUCUGAAUGGCUGUCUGUUUUGUGUGGGUUUUGGUGUUUGUUGUUUGUAUUGUAAACUUGUUUUUUGGUGAAUGAACUUCUGUAUGAAUAUCGCAGUCCGUCUCUCCCUUUCGCUGCGAUCGGCGCUCAAUGAUUACGAUUUAUACCUUUUUGUUUCUGCCUCCCAAUCAUUGCCGGUAUAUCCCGUGUAUUACACGAUUGACAUCUCGACCCUCAUUGAAGAUACACUUAUGUAACUUAUGAUUACUUUUGAAUAUUGCUAUAACUGUGUGGCAAUAGUUGUGCCCAUUAUUUGGUUUGAUAUCGGAGUUUGUUAUCGAAAGGCGUAACACUUAAUUCACAAAAACCAUUGAUUGUUGAGCCGAUUGUAUGCCAUAAACAAAUAGGGAAUUGCUUUGUGUUUUGUAUUUUUUGAUAACCAAACGAAUAAAUGUUUAAACAAGCGCUCAGAGGAUGACUUGGAAUAUAUGGAAAAUAUAUAUUCAAAAGAUAUGUUAACAAAGAGUGGUUUCAACAAUAAGAUUAAGUUAAUAUUUAAUAAUCACUAUUGUAUUCAACCAAUUGAAUGAAUGCCUUGAAAAACUAAUAAACCAUUGAUUAAUAC